Molecule: messenger RNA, 1497 nt
Organism: Marasmius oreades (fairy-ring Marasmius)
Lineage: Eukaryota; Fungi; Basidiomycota; Agaricomycetes; Agaricales; Marasmiaceae
Exons: 3
Coding region: 161-889 (242 amino acids)
Source: RefSeq, a predicted model, not a curated record
UCUCUGGGGACCCCUCCCAGUCUUGUCCUCGACCACCACAACCGCACUCAAUUCAAAUAUUCAAAUCUCGCCUUGAAGGCUUACUUCUUGCUCGCCCGUAGAGACGCCACGCAACUCUUAAUUCGAACCCUACCCUCCUAGCACUCGGCCGUCCUCCAAUAUGCAGUUCUUGUAUCUCGCCCUCUUCCGUGGUAGAUGUCUUGCCUCUUUGUUCGCCAUCGCACUCAUUGCUACGACCACAUCAAUUGCCAUGCCUUUCCCUGCGUCUUCUCUUGUGCCCACCUUGUACAAGCGAUCAACUUCUAACAACGUCUUGAACCCGUUGGUGCGAUCUCUUCAAUGGAACGCCAAUCACUCUGCGGACCCGGCUCGUGUUAUUCAUACUCCUCCUCUGAAGCGGGUUCUUAUUGGAGGUAAUGACUCGAAUAUGGAGCUCUUGUCGCUUGGGUCUCAACACCUUAAUUCUUUGAACGAAUGUACCACCAAGUACCAAGAUACGGAGAUCUUUCGUGACCGCUGUACUUCUUCGGCUGCCUCUAUCGAAGCUAUCUUGCAGGUCCUCGCCAACACUCUCCGCCCGAUGGCUGCUCGUUACGGUCUGAAAAACUACAACAAAGACGAUCCAAUAGAGACUUUUCUCAAGCGCACUAUUGAUCUUGUGAAAGAUCUUCUCGCUUAUAUUGCAAAGUUGGUCAAGCGUAGCCCACUCAUGGGUGUGGCACUCUACCCAGUGGUUUACCAAGUCAAAUGCAUCAUAAUCGAGAUCCUCGAUAUCUUGGAGAAUUGUACCGAUGAUCUCAUCAAUGAGCUCCGUGCGUUACUCGCCGCUUGUUCGUGUGGAAGCGAAUUGGCGGGUCUCUGUCCUGGCUUGAUAGGGAGUAUUGUGUAGGGUGUGAUUAUCGACGGAGUAAUUGGCAGUUUUUUUUAUAUCUGAUUUCAUAUCCAUUCUUCACCUUCUGCAACGGUCUUUACUGUUUAUCACUUGUAUCUCGGCCAUUUGUACUACCUUUUAGAUUUGUACCUUAGGACCCUGGAUGUUGACAAUCAAAUGCUAUUUGUUUCUCAUGUCCUAAUCUAGCGUCGACGCGAAGAGAUAAGUAUCCUCUUUCGGUAUUAGAAGUAGACGGUGUAUGGGAGGUAAAUUACGUCAAGUCUGAAUAAAUACUCUUGAACCAACAUAUAUAGGCUCGAUAUUCAUUCUUCCGAUACCCAACGAUCGGCAAUAUCUCCAAUGAACGGUAAAUGAAAACGUAAUAAGUCGUUCUGUGAUGCAUCUUUGUACGCACGCAAUCUAAUGAUGCAUGAGCGUCAGAAUAGCUUUCAGAAUUUGGAGAUGAGGAAAGCGAACCCCAUGUAGACCUGGCAGCAGAUGAUACAGAGAGUGAAGAUGGUCCGGAACCAUGGCGAAAAUUGUGAGAACGAAAUCAACAUUCUGAUGAGCAGUAACGGGCCUGUAAGGAGUGCACUUUGAUAUCCUGACGACAAAGCUCAGAAUGG